AUGGAUCAAGAUAAUAAUAGAAAUAAUGACAGCAAUAGGCUGCACCCAACUAAUAUGCAUUCAAACCUGGGAUCUCCAACAUGGCUAAAUCCUAUCAGUAGUGAUUUUGACAAUACCAAUAACAGCAGCAAUCCUAAUACACACAUAAGACCACAAAUGCCAUUACGAAGCAGAGAACCAACGAUCCCAGAGAGGAAUGCAAAUGAAGUUAACGAUCAAACGCUAAACAAUAUAUUCAGAUUUGAUAAUGCUCAACGGGAAACGCUCUCGCCGAAUAACAAUGGACAAAUGCUAAAUCAACGCUUUUCAUUGACAUUUCAACCACAGCAACAAACAACUGCGUUGAAUGGGAUAGAUAUAAACACUGUAAACACAAACCUUAUGGACGGUGUUAAUGUCCAAAUGGAUCAGCUAAAUCAAUUGUUACCUAAUUUACCAGAAGAAGAACGGAAACAGAUUCAUGAAUUUAAACUGAUCGUGGGAAAAAAAAUUCAAGAGUUUCUGACUGUCAUAGAAAAGCGAAGGAAAAAGAUACUGAAUGAAAUUGAGCUCGAUAACCUUAAAUUAAAGGAACUGCGUAUCGACAAUUCUCCACAGGCAAUCAGUUAUUUGCAUAAAUUACAAAGAAUGAGAUUAAGAGCACUGGAAACCGAAAACAUGGAAAUUAGAAAUUUAAGGCUAAAGAUUUUAACGAUCAUAGAAGAGUACAAAAAGUCAUUAUAUGCAUAUUGUCAUUCCAAAUUAAAAGGCCAGCAAAUGGCCAACCCCACAGAUAGUUUUAUCGUUUGGAUAAGCUCCAUAGAUACUAAUGAGUCGUCAGAUUUGAAAGAGGGAUUACAAGAUCUUUCCAAGUAUUCGAGACAAUUUAUUAAUAAUGUUCUUUCGAACCCAUCAAAUCAAAAUAUGUCCAUAAACAUGACUCGAAGGACAUCUGUGUUUGCUCUGAAUAUGUUACCCUCGGAGAUAUUACAUUUAAUACUAGAUAAGCUCAACCAGAAAUAUGAUAUUGUGAAAUUUCUUACUGUUUCCAAACUGUGGGCUGAAAUUAUUGUGAAGAUACUCUAUUAUAGACCACAUAUCAACAAAAAAAGUCAGCUAGAUCUUUUUUUGAGAACAAUGAAAUUAACUUCCCAUGAAACUGUAUUUAACUAUCGUUUAAUGAUCAAGAGACUCAACUUUUCAUUUGUCGGCGACUAUAUGCAUGACAUAGAAUUAAAUUACUUUGUCGGCUGUGAGAACUUGGAGAGGUUGACCUUAGUGUUUUGCAAGCAUAUCACCAGUGGACCAAUAUCCGCCGUGCUGAAGGGAUGCAAAUUUCUCCAAAGUGUUGAUAUCACUGGAAUAAAGGACGUUUCUGAUGAUGUUUUUGACACUUUGGCAACAUAUUGUCCCAGAGUGCAAGGGUUUUAUGUUCCUCAGGCGAGGAGCGUAACUUUUGGUUCACUGCGGAACUUCAUAGUCCACUCUCCAAUGUUGAAAAGAAUAAAGAUCACAGCAAACAGUAACAUGAAUGACGAAUUAGUGGAAUUAUUGGCCGAUAAGUGUCCUCUGCUUGUAGAAGUUGAUAUAACGUUAAGUCCAAAUGUCACAGAUUCUAGUUUAUUAAAACUUCUCACAAAAUUAGUCCAGUUAAGGGAAUUCAGGAUAACCCAUAAUACGAAUAUAACAGAUAACCUUUUCCAAGAGCUUUUCAAAGUAGUUGAUGAUAUGCCCUCCUUAAGAUUAAUUGAUCUUUCUGGAUGUGAGAAUAUUACAGAUAAAACCAUAGAGAGAAUUGUUAAUUUGGCUCCCAAGUUACGUAAUGUCUUUCUAGGAAAAUGUAGCCGAAUCACAGAUGUAUCACUGUUUCAGUUAUCUAAACUGGGUAAAAACUUACAAACUGUGCAUUUUGGUCAUUGUUUCAAUAUCACUGACAAUGGAGUAAGAGCGCUAUUUCAUUCAUGUACGAGAAUACAGUAUGUGGAUUUUGCAUGCUGUACGAAUUUAACUAAUAGGACUCUUUACGAAUUGGCAGAUUUACCCAAAUUGAAGAGAAUUGGCCUUGUCAAAUGUACGCAAAUGACUGAUGAAGGAUUGUUGAAUAUGGUUUCCUUGCGGGGGAGAAAUGAUACUUUAGAAAGAGUACAUUUAUCUUAUUGUUCUAAUUUAACAAUAUAUCCGAUAUAUGAGCUAUUAAUGUCUUGUCCCAGGCUUUCACAUUUGUCUCUAACCGCAGUUCCAUCAUUUCUGCGUCCUGAUAUAACCAUGUAUUGCAGACCUGCGCCGUCCGACUUUAGUGAAAACCAACGUCAAAUCUUCUGUGUAUUUUCAGGGAAAGGUGUACAUAAGCUUCGCCAUUAUUUAGUCAAUUUGACCUCGCCUGCAUUGGGACCACAUGCUGACGUAAACGAUGUUUUGACAAAAUACAUCAGAUCCAAGAAUUUGAUAUUUACUGGUGAAACACUUGAAGACGCAAUUCGGAGGAUUAUAAGUGAUUUGAAUCAAGAUUCUGCUGCUAUUAUAGCUGCUACGGGAUUAAAUCAAAUCAACGGAUUAAACAAUGAUUUUCUUUUCCAGAAUAUCAAUUUCGAACGAAUAGAUGAAGUCUUUAGCUGGUAUCUCAAUACUUUUGAUGGUAUAAGAAUGAGUUCGGAGGAAGUUAAUUCACUUUUAUUGCAGGUAAACAAGACAUUUUGUGAAGAUCCAUUCAGUGAUAUCAAUGAUGACCAAGAAUAUGUUGUGGCGCCUGGAGUAAACCGUGAAAUAAACAGUGAGAUGUGUCAUAUUGUAAGAAAGUUCCAUGAAUUGAAUGAUCAUAUUGAUGACUUUGAGGUAAAUGUUGCUAGUUUGGUAAGAGUUCAGUUCCAGUUUACUGGAUUUUUGCUCCAUGAAAUGACUCAAACCUAUAUGCAAAUGAUUGAACUGAAUAGACAAAUCUGUUUGGUGCAAAAAACAGUACAGGAAUCGGGAAAUAUAGAUUACCAAAAGGGGAUUCUAAUAUGGCGACUUUUAUUCAUUGACAAAUUCAUUAUGGUGGUACAAAAAUACAAGCUUUCUACCGUAGUUCUAAGGUUAUAUCUAAAAGAUAAUAUCACAUUAUUGACUAGACAAAGGGAAUUAUUAAUAGCACAUCAAAGGUCAGCAUGGAAUAAUAACAAUGAGAAUGAUGCUAACCGAAACACCAACAGUGUCAGAGAUAUUGUGUUGGAUGCUGGAGCAAAUGACAUCAAUGACAUUGAAGUUAAUAGUGGAAAUGAUGACAAUGAAACAGAAAAUCCAAAUUUUUGGGGCCAGUUUGGAAAUAGAAUGCAAAUAUCACCGGAUCAAAUGAGAACUUUUCAAAUGGGACUUCGAAAUCAGGAUAUGGUUAGGAACAACAACAACAACAAUAUGAAUGAAUCAAUACCUGAUACUGCCAUUGAUUCUCAAAUGGAUGACGCUUCAGGAACGCCUGAUGAAGAUAUGUUAUAA
This is a messenger RNA of Saccharomyces kudriavzevii IFO 1802, 3450 nucleotides long. It is a transcript of the gene GRR1, whose product is annotated as SCF ubiquitin ligase complex subunit GRR1. The transcript has a single exon. Gene Ontology annotation, molecular function: protein binding. The record is from RefSeq and is a predicted model, not a curated record. The coding region runs from base 1 to 3450 and encodes 1149 amino acids. NCBI's taxonomy places the organism in Eukaryota, Fungi, Ascomycota, Saccharomycetes, Saccharomycetales, Saccharomycetaceae.